GUUAUUCAAAUAUUGAAUGUUAUUCUCCCCCUCUUGACAGUGCCUCAAUGUCGUAAUGCACUCAGCUGUGGGGACAACUCAAGUUUUUGGGUCUUUGUCAGGAUGAAUGUGCUGCUUCUGAAAGAGCCAAGAGAUGGAGAGUCUGGACCUGAUCCUUACAUUCAGGAGCUGGCAUCACAUGGACAUAAGGCAACCCUAAUUCCUGUGCUGUCUUUUAAGUUUGUCUCAUUAAACACCUUAUCGGAUAAGCUUUUCCAACCAGAAAAACAUGGAGGUCUUAUAUUUACCAGUCCAAGAGCAGUGGAGGCAGUGAAGAUGUGCUUAGAAGCAGAAGAAAGAAGGGAUGAAUGGGACCGCUCUGUGAAAGACAAAUGGAACCGCAAGUCCAUAUACGUCGUUGGAAAGGCAACUGCUGCAUUAGUACGGAAUCUGGGUCUGAACCCUUUGGGCGAGGACACAGGGACAGCAGAUGUCCUAUCACGUCUUAUCAUUGAACGAGAGGACAAAAAUAUUCCACCACUUUUUUUCCCCUGUGGCUCGAUCAAAAGAGAAGUCUUGCCCACGGCUUUGAGGGAAAAUGGCGUGCCCCUAGAGACGCUGACUGUCUAUCAAACAGCUGAACAUCCAGAUCGGGAGAAAAAUCUCAAGAACUAUUUCAAAGAGCAGGGCGCUCCAGCCAGCAUAGCUUUCUUCAGUCCAUCGGGAGUGAAGUUUUGCCUGGAAGUUGUACGGAGGCUGUCUGUUUGCAGCCAUUGGACCUACUACACAAGAUGCCAUGAUAGCAGAAGAUAUGGAUUCAUUAAGCCAGUGAACUGGGAGGAGAUACAGUUUGAUGAUUCAGAUGUCUCUUUUAAUGAUGACUUUCUGGAUAACCUUCAAGACAUGAUCCAGGAAGGAACCUCAGUGCAUCACUCAAGGGAUGCUCCUCAGGAUGUCGAUUACGAAGACCACAAUAGUCUUACCAACAACCAAGAGUUUAUUUCAGCACUUAAAGAGUUUCAGAGGGUUUCCGGUCUGCCUGCCACAGGUGUGUUUGAUGAAGCCACCAGGGUGGCAAUGAACAAACCAAGGUGUGGAGUCCCUGACAAAGAAAUUGACAUGGACGCAGCUGUAGCACCUGAGGAUAGUGGAGAUUUAAAUGCUAAAAACAGUUCAAAUAACUCUCUAAAUGAGACUGACAGUAACAACACAAUCAGUAGCUCUUCUUAUGGUUCUACCAACUUUGAAGAUGACGUAUUCAAUGCUAUUGACACAGAAAGUAUUGUCACAGGCGUUUCCAAUGACACCAGCUUAAAUUUCACAUUAUUUGAUCCAAUUUUAAACAGCACAUCCCUGAACAGCUCACAUGAUAUCAAUAGUCAAAUAUUCAAUACCAGCAGCCAUCAGAGCGCAGCAGUACGACACAGGAAACGUCACCUCGCCACUCUGGUAUCCAAAAGUAGGCACAAAAGAGACUUGAGUGAAACAGGAUACAUGGCCUUCUCUAAGAGGGUGUUGAAAUGGAGGCUGAUAGGAGAAGGCUACAGCAGUCAGCUGUCCAUCCAAGAGCAGAGGUACAUUUUCAGACUGGCGUUCAGGAUGUGGAGCGAGGUGUCUCCGCUGGAGUUUGUUGAGGACACACGUUCCCCACUGGAGGAUGUUGAUAUCAGGCUGGGCUUUGGAACAGGACGGCAUCUGGGUUGCAAACAGAGGUUUGAUGGCACUGGGCAGGAAUUUGCACACGCCUGGUUCCUGGGGGAUAUACACUUUGAUGAUGAUGAACACUUCACUGCUCCCAGCGCUGGCAGUGGGAUCAGCCUUCUAAAAGUAGCAGUUCAUGAGAUCGGCCAUGUUUUGGGUCUCCCUCACAUCUACAGAUCCGGUUCCAUAAUGCAGCCCAGCUAUCUGCCCCAGGAGUCUGGCUUUGAGAUGGACUGGUCAGACAGGAAGGCCAUACAGCACCUCUAUGGGGGCUGUAAGGGCCGAUUCAACACAGCUUUUGAUUGGAUCAGAAAGGAGAAGACACCCUAUGGAGAGACGGUCAUCCGCUUUAACACCUACUUCAUGAGGAACGGCUGGUAUUGGCUGUAUGAUAACAAGAGUAACCGCACACGCUACGGAGAUCCAGUGGCACUGCAGGCCGGCUGGCGUGGUAUCCCCAUGGACGGAGUGGAUGCGUUUGUGCAUGUGUGGUCCAGAAAAAGAGAUGCUGUGUACUUCUUCAAGGGUGCUCAGUUCUGGAGGUACGACAAUGAGAAUGACGAGGUGUUCAGACAGGACCCUGAAGGUCACCGCUAUCCGAGGUUAAUCUCCAAGGCGUUCCCAGGGGUGUUCGGGCCCAUCGACACAGCCUUCUAUGACAGGAGAGACUCUCGCAUCUACUUCUUCAAAAACACUCUUGUGUAUGCAUUCGACGUGGAAGCCAACAACUUGGCAAGAGGCUUCCCCAAAAACAUCAGAGACGUUUUCCCUCCAGUGGUGAGCGGAGACCAUCCAGAUGGCAACAUCGACGCUGCCUACUUCUCCUACACCCACAAUGCCAUCUUUCUACUCAAGGGCGCGCGCUUCUGGCAGGUGGUGGGCAGCCGAGAUCGCUGGCGCCGGCCCUUUCUGCCACGCAAUGGCCUGUUGCCACACAAGGAGGUGGAUCAGCGCUGGUUCGACAUCUGCAACGUUCAUGCCACUGCACUCAAACUAAAGCGCUGAAACACAGAUUCAUUCAACCCUACUGACGUGAACCGACAGCUUCACCUGGUGGGGUAUGUAUACAUGUUGUCAUACAUGUAGAUAUCCAUUAUCUAUUUUAUUUAAAUGUUUACCUUUAGACAAAAACAGUGUACUUCAAAUACUUCUGUUGGCUUAGUUUCAAUGAGGUGUGAUAUGUGUAUUAAUAUAUCAGCUGCUCUGAGUGUCUCUCACUAAGAGCUGCCAAAUGCACACUGGCAUAAAAACUAUUGUGAAGGACGGCUUAUGAUGAAUAGGUUUUUAGAGCAUGACUGAGAAAAUACUUAUUUAUAGAAUGAACUAUUUUGAGUGUUUAAAAAGGAAAAGGUAUUCCUGGGACAGAGUGGUUUCUGGGUAAACCUACAGAUUGUAUGCAUGUUUCUUAUUUAAAGAAGUAUCAUGAAAUGAUUUUAAAUAUAUCUUCAAACUUCAAUGCCCACAACAGAUUAACAUUCAUUUACAUUUCCUCUUUUUCUUCUUAAAUGUGGAGUAUGUUGUUGUGGGGGACAGGGGGAACACAUACAGUAUAAAGCAAAUACACAACCAAUCUUUAUACUGCACAAAAGAGCCUUACGAAUUAUACAUAAAAGUACUUACAGAGAACCAACAAAUUCAUUAGUUAUCAAACUAAGAAAACUAAAACUAAAAGACCUGGUGGUCUAUAAAACGUAUCUAAUCUGUGGAAUAACUGAAAUACUGUGCAUCUUUAUCUAAGCAAAAAAAAAACUAUUCAGAAACAAAAUCCUAAAUGGUAAAGAGCAGGACCGGGGAUUUCUUGUCAUUUUUGUUUUGUAAAAGAGAUGAUUUAUGACGAUGACGAUGACGAUGACGAUGACGAUGACGAUGACGAUGAACUGAACUUUUAUUUUCAUGAACAAUGUAUGCUAGAGGGGGGUUGUACCAGAAACGUUUUUAAGCUUCUUCUUGUCCCUUUUGAACAUGA
Molecule: messenger RNA, 3646 nt
Organism: Eleginops maclovinus (Patagonian blennie)
Lineage: Eukaryota; Metazoa; Chordata; Actinopteri; Perciformes; Eleginopidae
Gene: mmp21
Product: matrix metallopeptidase 21
Exons: 16
Coding region: 103-2685 (860 amino acids)
Biological process (GO): proteolysis; collagen catabolic process; tetrapyrrole biosynthetic process
Cellular component (GO): extracellular matrix
Molecular function (GO): uroporphyrinogen-III synthase activity; zinc ion binding; metalloendopeptidase activity
Source: RefSeq, a predicted model, not a curated record